AUGGCGGAAGCUUGGAGCAACGUCUGUCGGCAGUGCAUUGCCACUGUCUCCGAUGUCCCACCUACCAUUCUAUUAGCUGCCGCUACAGCUACGGGACUGGGAUUGUUUGUCCUGUUCGUUACCUUCUUAUUCAUCGUCGCGCCGACUCCGCGGGAUCCCCUACCGGAGGAAAAGAAGUAUAAGACCCUCGCGAAAGAUGGCGCUAUCACAAACCCCGAGUCACUCCCCGGUUGGCUCGAUAACCUCAACGCCCAAAAACGCGCCUCCAAGAACCCCGAAAUAGAACCCGCGGAGCUCUUCAUGUCCGUAGUCGUCCCCGCAUACAACGAAGAAGACCGGCUUGCGGGCAUGCUGGAAGAAGCUGUCAACUACCUGGAGCAUAUGUACGGUACUCCGGGCCGUGACGAGGAGAAAGAGGCCAGUACUGUCUCAACCCGAUCCACGCGCAAGCGCAAGACGGCGACAAAUGGCCAGGCAACCAACGGUCAUGCCACGGGCUCGGCAUCGGACCGAGGUUGGGAAAUCCUUAUCGUAUCGGAUGGAUCGACGGAUCGCACGGAGGAGGUCGCCUUCAGCUUUGCGAGGGAUCAUCAGCUGUCGAUGCACCCCAAGGGCUACGCGGGACCGUGGACGCCCAAGGCGCAGGAAGGCGUGCACAUCCCGCCUGGGACGAUUCGCGUGGUUAGUUUGACUCACAAUCGCGGCAAGGGCGGCGCCGUUACGCAUGGUAUGCGGCACGCGCGUGGUCAAUAUGUCGUGUUCGCCGAUGCGGAUGGAGCGAGUAAGUUUGAGGAUCUUGGCAAGCUUGUUAAAGCGUGUCAGGACAUUGAGGAUGCCGGUGGCCGUGGUGUGGCUGUUGGGUCGCGCGCGCAUAUGGUGGGCAGCGAGGCCGUAGUCAAGCGGUCGAAAUUGCGUAACUUCCUCAUGCACUCUUUCCACAUGAUCCUGUGGCUUAUGACACCGCCCAAGACUGCAACCGUCAAGGACACGCAGUGUGGCUUCAAGCUCUUCUCGCGCAACUCGCUGCCCUUCAUCGUUCCCUACAUGCAUUCCGAGGGCUGGAUCUUCGACGUGGAGAUGCUCAUGCUAGCCGAGUUCGCUCGCAUCCCCGUGGCAGAAGUACCCGUUGGAUGGCGCGAGGUCGGAGGCAGUAAGCUGAAUGUCAUUCGGGACAGUAUCGGCAUGGCCUGGGGCCUGGCCGUCCUACGGGCAGCGUGGUCACUUGGCAUUUAUCGGCAGAAGUGA
Molecule: messenger RNA, 1245 nt
Organism: Penicillium subrubescens
Lineage: Eukaryota; Fungi; Ascomycota; Eurotiomycetes; Eurotiales; Aspergillaceae
Product: dolichyl-phosphate beta-glucosyltransferase
Exons: 3
Coding region: 1-1245 (414 amino acids)
Cellular component (GO): endoplasmic reticulum membrane
Source: RefSeq, a predicted model, not a curated record